Messenger RNA from Helicoverpa armigera (cotton bollworm), 1836 nucleotides. RefSeq names its product U3 small nucleolar RNA-associated protein 6 homolog. Gene Ontology annotation, molecular function: snoRNA binding; protein binding. The transcript has 8 exons. NCBI's taxonomy places the organism in Eukaryota, Metazoa, Arthropoda, Insecta, Lepidoptera, Noctuidae. Gene Ontology annotation, cellular component: small-subunit processome; Pwp2p-containing subcomplex of 90S preribosome. Bases 117 to 1820 code for a protein of 567 amino acids. Gene Ontology annotation, biological process: maturation of SSU-rRNA from tricistronic rRNA transcript (SSU-rRNA, 5.8S rRNA, LSU-rRNA). The record is from RefSeq and is a predicted model, not a curated record.
ACAUAAAUAACAUAACCUCAAAGUGUCACGCUUGCUUUGUUGCACCACGAACUUGGCAAAAUAAGUUUGCUUGAAAUAUUGAUUUGAAUUUAAAAGUUUUAUAAAAAUCAUCAAAAAUGGCGGAACAAGUAAAUCAAAGAAUCGAGGAUAUGAUCAAUGAGUUGGAGCAGAUGCGGAGAACACAAUUAUUUGACGACGAAGAAAUUAAAGAAAUAUCAAGAAAAAGAAAAGAAUUUGAAUACCAUAUACAGCGGAGAGUGAAACAAAAGGAGGAUUUUGUACAAUACAUAGCUUAUGAACUAGCUUUGUUAGAAGAUAUAGCACUAAGAAGAAGGAGUGCUAACCUGGGAGAAAAGAAGAAAGACAUAGAGUAUGCCAUAGCCAAGAGACUGAACAAAGUGUUCAAACAGUUUAUAUACCGGUUCCAGAAUGAUAUUGAAAUAUACUUUGAGUACAUCAAGUUUUGCAGGAGUGUUGGAUUUGAAUAUGCUAUUUCUGGGAUUAUUGGGCAAAUGUUACAGAUACAUGGAGACAAACCAAAAGUAUGGCAGUUAGCUAGCAAAUGGGAGAGCAAGGAGCAGAACAAUCUGGAUAAUGCUAGAAACUUCUUACUGAAAGGAAUACAGAGACAUCCGGAUUCUGAAGUGUUGUACUUGGAGCUGUUUGAUAUCGAACUCAUUACUUUCACGUUUAAAACUGAGACUGAUGAAGAUAAAGAAAAACAAAUAAAAAGAGCAGACGUCAUUUGGAGAAAUGGAGCUAAAACCAUUCAAAAUGUGAAAUUCCUAUUCAGUAUUUUUGAUCUAUGUGCAAAAUACGAAAUGAAAGACCCAUUUGUUGAUGAUAUCAAAAAGGAAAUCUGGUCCAGGAGGGAUAGCAAAGAUGUAUGGUCUUACAUAGCCUCCAAGGAGUUAAAUGGUUGCCAUUGGGAAGAAAUUGAAGAAUAUGCAGAUGAAGAUCCAGCUUUUUCAAAAGAAGUUAACUAUUUUAUUGGAAUUUAUGAAGAGGCACUGCAAAAGUUCCCAGAUGAAGCUCUAUGCACAAAAUACAUCCAUGAGUUGCUAGGUGCUAACGAGAAUGUAUGCAGUGACCACCAGAGAAUAAAAGCAGUCAAACACGCUUGGAACUAUGGUAACGAAAAUGGACUGCUCUCAAAUGACAUGUUUGCCUUUGGAAUUGAAAUUUUGAAGCUGGAAAAUGAAACAUCUAAUGAUGAAUUGAUGCAGAUACUAGAUUCAGCAGCAAAAAGGAACCCUAAACUCAGGAGUGUCUGGGAAGAAAAAAUACUCCUGAGUAAGCCAGAUGAAAAGAAAAUGUUGUCUGUUCUACAAGAUGCUGUGAAAGGAUUGAAAUCAGAUGAUUUGUUACAUCUCUAUAACUUAGUUCUCGAUAAUGUACAAUCUGACACUGCACUAAAGAAUCUAUACAAAAAGUUCCAGAACUGUGAGAAUGCUGUUUUGUUAGCAAUCAAACCUAAACUUCUCCAGAAAAUGUAUGAAAAGAGUGGCAUAAAGGCUGCAAGAGAUUUGUAUGAAGACUUAGUCAGAACCCCACCCACUCAGAUUGAUGUUCACAAGAAUAUGAUUGACAUAGAGAUGGCUCAGGAUAAGCCAAAUGCUAAGAGUAUUAGGAAAUGUUAUGAAUGUGCAGUCCAGCAUCAUGGUACUGACAAUGUGGACAUCUGGAUGAAGUACAUGGUGUUUGAAACAGAAAACAACCCUCAAGCUACUCCUGCCAUCUACAGACGAGCAGUAAGCACGUUGAAGAAAGAACUUGUUGAUGACUUUAUAAAAGCACAGACUCUAGCCAAAAUAAAAUAAUUUUUAAUUUCUGAAA